AUGAUUAAUAGAAUUGCAUUAAGGGCUGUUGCUCCUACUAAAAUGGCUGUUAGACCAUCAUCAAUUGGUUUAAGAUACAUGUCUACCCCAGUUGAACCAAAGGAAAAGGCUAACACCAUCGUUGAUGCCAUGCCAGGUAACAACUUAUUAUCAAAAACCGGUUACUUAGCUGCUGCCGCUGCUGCUUCAGCUUACGGUAUCUCUAAUGGAUUAAUCGUUUUACACGAUGAAACCAUUUUAGUUGCUUGUUUCACUGCUUUCGGUGCUUUAGCUGCUAAGUUUGGUGCUCCAUUAUAUACUUCAUGGGCUGAUGAUGAAAUCAAAAAAGUAAGAGAUUUAUUAAACGGUUCAAGAGCCAAACACGUCAACGCUGUUAAAGAAAGAAUUGAAAAUGUUAAUCAAUUAAAAGAUGUUGUUGAAACCACCAAACAAUUAUUCGCUGUUUCUAAAGAAACCGCUGAAUUAGAAGCCAAAAUCUUCGAAUUAAAACAACAAUCAGCUCUUGCUGCUGAAGCUAAAUCAACUUUAGAUUCUUGGGUCAGAUUCGAACAACAACAAAGACAAUUAGAACAAGAACAAUUAAUCAAAUCUGUGUUAUCAAAGGUUAACAAAGAAAUUGAAAAUCCUAAAUUCCAAGAAAAAGUCUUAAACGAAUCAGUUACUGAAAUCGAAAAACUUUUCGCUAAAGCUUAG
Messenger RNA from Yamadazyma jaroonii, 693 nucleotides. The record is from the annotation of a GenBank genome assembly. Lineage: Eukaryota; Fungi; Ascomycota; Pichiomycetes; Serinales; Debaryomycetaceae.